Penicillium subrubescens is the source of this 988-nucleotide messenger RNA. RefSeq lists its product as uncharacterized. The record is from RefSeq and is a predicted model, not a curated record. Lineage: Eukaryota; Fungi; Ascomycota; Eurotiomycetes; Eurotiales; Aspergillaceae. The transcript is spliced from 2 exons. Bases 26 to 988 code for a protein of 320 amino acids.
CUUGAAUUAUUUAAGUACUUAAAAAAUGUCACAAAACGGUCAAUAUAGUUCAGAAUAUGUAACGGAUUGUCCCUCGUUUUUGGAAACUGAUGAAUCUGAUAGCUCAGAAACAUCAAACAGCCUUGCUUCAGAGACUCCCGGGGCUGAGGUGUCUGGGAAAGAAGCAUGGAGGACCACCAAAACGAAGGCUGCCAACAAGCCGACUGCCCUGAAGGCUGAUACAAAGGUGACUGCCCCAAACAAAAAGGUGACUGCCCCAAAGGCUGCCAAAGAGGUGACUGCCCCAAACAAAAAGGCGACUGCCCCGAAGGCUGCCAAAGAGGCGACUGCCCCAAACAAAAAGGUGACUGCCCCAAAGGCUGCCAAAGAGGCGACUGCCCCAAACAAAAAGGUGACUGCCCCAAAGGCUGCCAAAGAGGUGGCUGCCCCAAACAAAAAGGCGACUGCCCCGAAGGCUACCAAAGAGGUGGCUGCCCCAAACAAAAAGGCGACUGCCCCGAAGGCUACCAAAGAGGCGACUGCCCCGAAGGCUACCAAAGAGGCGACUGCCCCAAACAAAAAGGUGACUGCCCCAAAGGCUACCAAAGAGGCGACUGCCCCAAACAAAAAGGCGACUGCCCCGAAGGCUACCAAAGAGGCGACUGCCCCAAACAAAAAGGUGACUGCCCCAAAGGCUGCCAAAGAGGCGACUGCCCCAAACAAAAAGGUGACUGCCCCGAACAAAAAGGUGACUGCCGCGAAGGCUGCCAAAAAGGUGACUGCCCCGAAGGCUGCCAAAGAGGCGACUGCCGCGAAGGCUACCAAAGAGGCGACUGCCCCAAAGGCUGCCAAAUGGCGUAGUAUUUGUGAGGAAGAAAGAACGAAGUACGACUACUUGACUCAGGACAUCAUGGAUUGUAUCACUAGAUGGCUCGGUGACUGGUCUUCGAAACGCCCGCGUUGCACGCAGUGUUCUAUAUCCUCUGGAAGCUCUAUUUCUGAUGAAUAG